This is a messenger RNA of Scomber scombrus (Atlantic mackerel), 3267 nucleotides long. Its product is annotated as NLR family CARD domain-containing protein 3-like. The record is from RefSeq and is a predicted model, not a curated record. The coding region runs from base 7 to 3246 and encodes 1079 amino acids. NCBI's taxonomy places the organism in Eukaryota, Metazoa, Chordata, Actinopteri, Scombriformes, Scombridae. The transcript is spliced from 9 exons. Gene Ontology annotation, molecular function: protein binding.
UCUGCUAUGGAUCAGUGUGAGGACAGAGAGGAGGGAGUCCCUCCCUCUAAAAGCUCUCUGUGUGGGGAACAUGACAGCCAGACCAAAGCUCAGAGUAUCAGGAUGCAGCAGCAGAGAGCAGACUCUCCUGAACCCAGCUGUGUGUCCAUGAAGAGUGACGCGUCUAUGGAUCGUCCUAUUAAGUUUAAAGAUGGACGACCUGCUGAUGGAAGAGUUCAACAGCAGAGCUCAGAGGUUCCCAGUGAUCAGUCUGCACAGCAGCAUCAAACACAGCUGGACUCCAUAUUUAUGCUGCUGGAGGAGAACAUCGUCACUUUUGUGAAGAACGAGCUGAAGGGAGUCCAGAGGGGUUUGAGCCUGGAUUACCCAGAAUGCUUAGAGAGUCAGAGUGAGGAUGAGGAGGUGUUGGAAGGUGAGGAGGAAGAGCAGAGGAGGAGCAGCAGAGACGCAUUUCUGAAGAUCACACUGCACUUCCUGAGGAGAAUGAAGCAGGAAGAGCUGGCUGAGCGUCUGCAGAGAGCUCGUGCUGCAAAGUGUCGACGUAAACUCAAGUCUAACCUGGAGAAGAAGUUCCAGUGUCUGUUUGAGGGGAUCGCUAAAGCAGGAAACCCAACCCUUCUGAAUCAGAUCUACACACCGCUCUACAUCACAGAGGGAGGGACUGCAGAGGUCAAUGAUGAACAUGAGAUCAGACAGAUUGAAACAGCAUCCAGGAAACCAGACAGACCAGAAACAACUAUCAGACAAGAAGACAUCUUUAAAACCUCACCUGGAAGAGAUGAACCAAUCAGAACAGUGAUGACAAAGGGAGUGGCUGGCAUUGGGAAAACAGUCUUAACACAGAAGUUCACUCUGGACUGGGCUGAAGACAAAGCCAACCAGGACAUACACUUCACAUUUCCAUUCACUUUCAGAGAGCUGAAUGUGCUGAAAGAGAAAAAGUACAGCUUGGUGGAACUUGUUCAUCACUUCUUUACUGAAACCAAAGAAGCAGGAAUCUGCAGGUUUGAAGAGUUCCAGGUUGUGUUCAUCUUUGACGGUCUGGAUGAGUGUCGACUUCCUCUGGACUUCCACAACACUGAGAUCCUGACUGAUGUUACAGAGUCCACCUCAGUGGAUGUGCUGCUGACAAACCUCAUCAGGGGGAAACUGCUUCCCUCUGCUCGCCUCUGGAUAACCACACGACCUGCAGCAGCCAAUCAGAUCCCUCCUGAGUGUGUCGACAUGGUGACAGAGGUCAGAGGGUUCACUGACCCACAGAAGGAAGAGUACUUCAGGAAGAGAUUCAAAGAUGAGGAGCAGGCCAGCACCAUCAUCUCUCACAUCAAGACAUCACGAAGCCUCCACAUCAUGUGCCACAUCCCAGUCUUCUGCUGGAUCACUGCUACAGUUCUGGAGGAUGUGUUGAAAAGCAGAGAGGGAGGAGAGCUGCCCAAGACCCUGACUGAGAUGUACAUCCACUUCCUGGUGGUUCAGUCCAAACUGAAGAACAUCAAGUAUGAUGGAGGAGCUGAGACAGAUCCACACUGGAGUCCAGAGAGCAGGAAGAUGAUUGAGUCUCUGGGAAAACUGGCUUUUGAGCAGCUGCAGAAGGGCAACCUGAUCUUCUAUGAAUCAGACCUGACAGAGUGUGGCAUCGAUAUCAGAGCAGCCUCAGUGUACUCAGGAAUGUUCACACAAGUCUUUAAAGAGGAGAGAGGGCUGUACCAGGACAAGGUGUUCUGCUUCGUCCAUCUGAGCCUUCAGGAGUUUCUGGCUGCUCUUCAUGUCCACCUGACAUUCAUCGAGUCUGGAGUCAAUCUGCUGGCAGAAGAACAAACAACAUCCUGGUGGCCUGAAGUGUUCAGAGACAAAUCAACACGUUUCUACCAGAGUGCUGUAGACGAGGCCUUAAAGAGUCCAAAUGGACACCUGGACUUGUUCCUCCGCUUCCUCCUGGGUCUUUCACUGCAGACCAAUCAGACUCUCCUACGAGGUCUGCUGACAGGAAGUAACUCACAGACCAAUGAGAAAACAGUCGAUUACAUCAAGAAGAAGCUCAGUGAGAAUGUGUCUGCAGAGAGAAGCAUCAAUCUGUUCCACUGUCUGAAUGAACUGAAGGAUCGUUCUCUAGUGGAGGAGAUCCAACAGUACCUGAGAUCAGGAAGUCUCUCCACAGAUAAACUGUCUCCUGCUCAGUGGUCAGCUCUGGUCUUCAUCUUACUGUCAUCAGAAAAAGAUCUGGACGUGUUUGACCUGAAGAAAUACUCUGCUUCAGAGGAGGCUCUUCUGAGUCUGCUGCCAGUGGUCAAAGCCUCCAACAAAGCUCUGUUGAGUGGCUGUAACCUCUCAGAGAGAAGCUGUGCAGCUCUGUCCUCAGUUCUCAGCUCCCAGUCCUCUAGUCUGAGAGAUCUGGACCUGAGUAACAACAACCUGCAGGAUUCAGGAGUGAAGCAGCUUUCUGCUGGACUGGAGAGUCCACACUGUGGACUGGAAACUCUCAGUCUGUCAGGAUGUCUGAUCACAGAGGAAGGCUGUGCUUCUCUGGCCUCAGCUCUGAGCUCCAACCCCUCCCAUCUGAGAGAGCUGGACCUGAGCUACAAUCAUCCAGGAGACUCAGGAGAGAAGCUUCUGUCUGCUGGACUGGAGGAUCCCCACUGGAGACUGGACACUCUCAGGAUGGACCAUGGUGGACUGCAGAGACUGAAACCUGGUCCGAGGAAGUAUGCCUGUGAACUGGAACUGGAUCCAAACACAAUGCACAGAAAACUCAAACUGUCUGAUAACAACAGGAAGGUGACAUGUGCGUGGGGGGAUCAGUCAUACCCUGAUCAUCCAGACAGAUUUGACUCCUGUCCUCAGCUGCUGUGUAGAAAUGAUCUGACUGGUCGCUGUUACUGGGAGGUCAAGUGGAGAGGAGAGGUUUCUAUAUCAGUGAGUUACAGAAGAAUCAGCAGGAAAGGAAACAGUGAUGACUGUGAGUUUGGAAGGAAUGAUCAGUCCUGGAGUCUGUUCUGCUCUGAUGAUGGUCGUUACUCUGUCCGUCACAAUAAGAAAGAAACAGUCAUCUUGUCUCCUGUUUCUAACAGAGUAGCAGUGUAUGUGGACUGUCCUGCUGGCACUCUGUCCUUCUACAGAGUCUCCUCUGACACACUGAUCCACCUCCACACCUUCAACACCACAUUCACUGAACCUCUGUAUGCUGGGUUUGGGUUUGGACUUUGGUUUAACUGGUAUGGUUCCUCAGUCUCUCUGUGUCCUCUGUAGGAGGGAGAGUCUCUCUGUGUC